AUGGAAAUUGUGGAGUCUGAUGUUGAAUUGGAUGAUUCGGAUGUUGUGCAGCCGGACUAUGAUGAGUUAUUUAAAGGAUAUAAAGCUCGAGGUAUGGCGAAAGGGAUGUUGGGGUUGUGGGAAGAUGCUGCAAGAGAUUUGCAUAUGGCAUCAAAGUUCGAUUUCGAUGGAGAGGCUACUGUGGAAUCGCAGAGAAAGACUGAGAUCGAAAGGCUGAGAAAGAUGAAGGAUCUGAAGAUCAGGCUGAAUGCUGCUGCAAUAGUCUACUUCACUGCAACAUGGUGCGUCCACAUUGGUCCGUUAUACACAAAACUAGCUUCAAAAUACCCCAAGACCGUGUUCCUGAAAGUCGACAUUGAUGAGGCGCACGAGGCAGCAGCAGAGUGGCAGAUCACAAGCAUCCCGAUUUUCUACUUGUGUGUGAAGAGCUCCAGAUGA
This is a messenger RNA of Salvia hispanica, 438 nucleotides long. The record is from RefSeq and is a predicted model, not a curated record. Lineage: Eukaryota; Viridiplantae; Streptophyta; Magnoliopsida; Lamiales; Lamiaceae.